Molecule: messenger RNA, 3045 nt
Organism: Frieseomelitta varia
Lineage: Eukaryota; Metazoa; Arthropoda; Insecta; Hymenoptera; Apidae
Gene: Son
Product: protein Son
Exons: 13
Coding region: 255-2984 (909 amino acids)
Biological process (GO): regulation of mRNA splicing, via spliceosome; regulation of cell cycle
Molecular function (GO): RNA binding
Source: RefSeq, a predicted model, not a curated record
AUGAAUGAAAAAUAAAAUAAUUAUAUCAUUCUUAGCAUGAUAUAUCCUUAUUUAUUUAAUUGAAAAUACAUGAAAUGUGUUUUAAACAAUUUUAAUUAUCAAGAUGACGUUGUGAUUUUGAUGUUAAAAUGGCGACUACUGUGUGACGUAUAGACGUGUGGACUCUCAUUGAUGUUAAUACUUUAAAUUAAAUUAUUAAAAAUUUCAAUAUUUGUGCUCUUUGCAAUUCAUUACAAUUAAAAUUAAUAUCAGCGAUGGGGGAUCUAUUUGAUAUCGCAAAUCUAAUUACAACUGUUGGUGUUGAUAGAAUAAAAAUUAAGCCGGAACCUGGACUGCCAGAAAAAUCUUCAAAUGAAAUUUUAACAGAGUUAUUUAGCACAUUCGAUGCUGCUGAAGAAGAAAUAGUAUCGUCAGAAAAUGUUGAUCAACAAGUUUCAAACACAAAUAUUGAAAUUGAAAAGCUUUCUAAAUCUCAGUUCAAGAAAAAAAAGACCAAGAAAAAACAUAAGCAUAAAGAUAAAAAACAUAAAAGAAAAUCAAAACGAAAUUCCUCUGACAGUAACAGCGAUCUUGAAAGUAAUAUUAAAAUAAUAUUAAUAACUAGAGAGAUAGAUAUUAAAAAGAAAAGAAAACAUAAAAAGAAAAAACGAAGACAUGAAGAUCAUUCAAGUAAAUCAACAGAUUCAGAUGAGCCCAAAACUAAAAUUUCAAAACUUGAUACAUGCAACAAUGUAAAAAAGAAAAAUAACAAAGAUAAUGAUUCGGAAAAAAAAGAUAUAGAGAAGUCAGAAAGUUUUGAGAAAUUGGUAAUUAAAAAAGAUCCAGAAUUGGAAAAUGUGUUUAAAAAGGAACCUGAUAGUCCUCAAUUGCCACCUAUUUCAAAGAAGGUUCAAGAUGAUUCUGAAGAACAAUUAAUAUCUAAAGUUCUUGAAAAAUCAAAGCAAGGACAUCAAGGGAAAAUAUUAAUAAAAGAUCUUAAAAAUAGUGCAGUUUAUAAUGAUACAGUUAGAGAAAUAGAAAACAAAGAAAAGGAAAAGGCAGCUCGAAUGGAAGAUGGUGAAUUAUCUGAUAGUAGUACAGAUAAUAAAACUCCAACAUUAAGUCCUAGUCCAAUUCGUUGUACUUCUUUGAGUCCAACUUUAGAGAAAGUGGAAAAUAGAGUAUUGAGUCCUAUGAAAGGAGAAGUAACAGCUAGAAAUGAUUUAAGAUUAGUUCUGAGGGAAAAAGAAAAAAAAAGAUUAGGAGAUGUGGAUAAAAGGUUAGAAGGAAUAGAAAAGUCGAAAUUAUAUAUGGAUAAUGAAUACAAACAAAAAGCAUAUAAUUAUAACAAUAAAAUUACAAUGAGCAAAGAUAACAGAAAUACUCAUAAUUGUCAUUCUCAAGAGAAAAGAAGAUCUGAAUCUCGUUCACGUGUGAGUUCACAUAGAAGUAGAAGCAAAGAAAGAGAUAAACGAAGAGAUAAAAGUCGAGAUAGAUACAACAAAAAUCGAAAUAGCGAUCAACGAGAAUCUUUGAAGUGUAAAGAACGACGAAGACACAGAAGUCGUAGUAAUGAUAGAAGCAGAGACAAAUAUGUACGUGGACGAAGCAGAAGUAGAGAACGAAAGGAACGGAUAGAAAUCGAUAAAAAAAAAUUGUUAGAAAUAGCAAGAAGAAAUGCAAUAAAUAUGAUUAAACAAGGAACAUUACCAUUGGUACAACAAGAUAAAGCUAUUGCUGCAAUACAAGCUGGAGGGAAAACAGUAGAUGAACUUACAGAUUUUUGUAAAUCAUUAUCAAAAUCUGAAGCAUUAGGAGAACUUUCAAGUAUUUCUUCAGAAGAAGAUGGAAGUGAAUCUGAGAAAGGUUUUCAUCAUCCCUUUUUACUCAAAGGGCGACCUAAUUCUAUUAUUAUGAAUAUUAAGGAUGCAAAGCAAUUACCAACCAAAACAUUCCAAGAAAAAACAAUAGAAUCAUCAAAUCAAUUACGCUUACAAUUUCCUGUAUCAAGUGGACAACAUCACAGAAAAAGCGAAAAUGAAUGGAUACCAGUUACUCCAAAAAAAACAGAAACAAAAAAACAGUUUAUACCAGCUUCUGCUCCAACUGAAUCUUUUGCUGUAACAUCUUCAACUACAUCUAUAUAUCCAGUGCAAUCAACAGUUUUUUCUCACUCAAUUACAACAGAGCCAAUAGAUAUUGGUUCAAUAGUAUCUCAAAGAUUAGCAGCAAUGAGAAAAUUAAGGGAAAAUCCAAAUGAUGUAUGUGCUCAAAAUGAAAUGUAUAGAGCACAGAAUGAGAUGAAGACUUGGGCUGAAAGUAAACAAAUACCAGGUCAAUUUACUGGCAGUACAGGAGCCAAAGUACUUUCACCUGCAGAGCUCACUUCAGGUUAUCAAGCCUGGGCUCGUAAGCUGGGAUAUUUAGCAUUAGUCUGCAUCCACCUGAGGGUUUGUUACAGGCACAUAGCUACAUCAGAGAAGAAACAACUUCAGCGGCGUGAUGUCGAAUUUAUGAUUUUUUUGGACCAAUUAGUAUCAGCACAGCCUGUUUCGGGUGGGAUGGGUAUGGCUUUACUUCAGAAGAUGGGUUGGCGACCAGGGGAGGGUUUGGGAAAAAAUAAAGAAGGUACUCUUGAGCCCUUGCAGCUUGAAGUAAAAUUGGACAAACGGGGUCUAGUUUCCGAGCAAGAUAUCGGACAAAAAGUAGGAAAAGCGACGAAACCAUUAAUACCAGCAAUUAAAACGUUGGAAGGAAAACAUCCUGUAUCAUUAUUGGGUGAAUAUUGUUCAAAACGAAAACUUGGCGCACCAGUUUAUGAAUUAUGUUUUGAAUGUGGACCAGAUCACAGAAAAAAUUUCCUAUUUAAAGUAAAAGUAAAUGGAAUUGAAUAUAAACCAAGUGUUGUGAGUCCAAAUAAAAAACAAGCUAAAGCAGAAGCAGCACAAAUUUGCUUACAAACUUUAGGAUUGUUACCUGAGCCUAAUUCUAAUCCAAAAUCUUGAAAUUAAAAUGGAAGAUUACUUCCAUUAAAAAUAUUAUCCCUUCAAAAAAAAUGAAGGAAAA